GGCCGAGAUCGAUGCCCACAACGACAUCUACAAAAAUGUGGACGGGAACAAGUCGAAGAUGGUCAAGGCUCUGGGCAGCUCAGAGGAAGCUGUGUUUCUCCAACAGAGACUGGACGACAUGAACCAACGCUGGAGCGACCUGAAGGCCAAAUCUGCCAACAUUCGGGCCCACUUGGAGGCGAGUGCGGAGCGUUGGUCUCGUCUGCUGGGCCUCCUGGAGGAGCUGUGGAGGUGGAUCUGCAUGAAGGAUGAAGACCUGGCUAAGCAGAUGCCCAUCGGAGGAGACGUACCCACCUUGCUGCAACAGCAGAACCACUGCACGACACUGCGUUCAGAGCUGGGGGAACGCGAGCACUUGGUGAUGAGCACAUUGGACCAGGCUAGGAUGUUUCUCGCCGACCAGCCAAUUGAAGGUCCGGGAGAGCCUCGCAAGACCCUGCAGCCAAAGGCUGACCUCUCGCCUGAGGAAAAGGCACGGGUUUUGGCCCGGGCUAUCCGCAAACAGACAGGUGAGGUGAGGGAGCGGUGGGACCGUCUGAAAGGACAUGUGGGGGGCUGGCACACUCAGGUGGAGCGCGCCCUGGAGCGACUCCAGGAGCUGCAGAGCUCCAUGGACCAGCUCGACCUGAGGCUGACUCAGGCAGAGGAGGCCAAAGUCACCUGGCAGCCGGUGGGGGAUCUGCUGAUCGACUCUCUGCAGGACCACAUCGAUAAGACCAUGGCCUUCAGAGAGGAGGUCGCCCCACUGCGUCACGAUGUGAAACUCGUCAAUGAGCUUUCUGCAGAGCUCACACCACUGGACAUCCAGCUGUCGUCCACCGCCUCCAGACAACUGGACCAGCUCAAUAUGAGAUGGAAACUACUACAGGUGGCGGUUGAGGACAGACUGAAGCUACUUCAGGAAGCCCACAGAGACUUUGGCCCGUCCUCCCAGCAUUUCCUCUCUACUUCUGUACAGCUUCCCUGGCAACGAGCAGUUUCUCAGAAUAAGGUUCCAUAUUACAUCAAUCAUCAGACACAGACGACAUGCUGGGACCAUCCAAAGAUGACGGAGCUUUACCAAUCACUGGGCGACUUGAACAAUGUGAGAUUCUCGGCAUACAGGACAGCCAUGAAGAUACGCCGACUACAGAAAGCACUGUGUUUGGACUUGUUGGACCUCAACGUGGCACAGAACACCUUUGAGCAGCACAAACUCACCAACAACAACCAGCUGCUGUCUGUUCCCGACGUCAUCAACUGCCUGACGUCCAUCUACGAUGGCCUGGAGCAGGAGCACAAGGACCUGGUCAAUGUUCCGCUUUGUGUUGACAUGUGUCUCAACUGGCUGCUGAAUGUUUAUGACACUGGCCGCAGUGGAAGGAUCCGCGUCCUGUCCAUGAGGAUCGGGUUGCUGUCUCUCUCUAAGGGACACCUGGAGGAGAAAUAUAAAUACCUCUUCAGCCAGGUUGCAUCAGCAGGUGACACGUGUGACCAGAGGCAGCUUGGACUUCUGCUCCACGAGGCCAUCCAGAUCCCGAAGCAGCUCGGGGAGGUGGCCGCCUUCGGAGGCUCCAACAUCGAACCCAGCGUCCGCAGCUGCUUCCAGCACGUGACCAAUAAGGUGGAGCUGGAGCCCAGGCACUUUGUCGACUGGAUGCACCUGGAGCCUCAGUCCAUGGUUUGGCUUCCUGUGCUGCACAGGGUUGCUGCUGCAGAGACGGCAAAACAUCAGGCAAAGUGUAACAUCUGCAAAGAGUGUCCUAUUGUUGGUUUUAGGUAUCGUAGUCUGAAGCAUUUCAACUACGACAUUUGUCAGAGCUGCUUCUUUUCUGGGCGCACCGCCAAAGGCCACAAGCUCAACUACCCAAUGGUGGAGUACUGCACACCGACGACAUCAGGGGAAGACAUGCGUGAUUUCACCAAAGUGCUGAAGAAUAAAUUCCGGUCUAAGAAGUACUUUGCCAAACAUCCUCGCCUUGGUUACCUGCCAGUGCAGACGGUUUUAGAAGGUGACAACAUGGAAACUCCUGUCACCCUCAUCAGCAUGUGCCCGGAGCAGUACGAGUUGGCUCAGAUGGAGCGUUCCAACGGUUCUCUGCCCACAGACAGCAGCUCAGCCACAGGAAGCAUGGAUGACGAACACACUCUGAUCCUGCAAUACUGUCAGACGCUGGGAGGGGAGAGCUCCCCCUGCAGUCAGCCCCAGAGUCCUGCCCAGAUCCUGCAGGCUGUGGAGAGGGAGGAGCAGGGUGAGCUGGAACGGAUCAUUGCGCGUCUGGAGGAGGAGCAGAGGACCCUACAGAAGGAGUACGAGCAGCUGAAGGAACAGCACGGUCAGCGCGGGGCCCCUGCCGGAAGCUGCUGGGAGUCGGAGGGGCCCUCCGCUCAUCCCGACGAGGCCGAACUUCUCGCCGAGGCCAAGCUACUGCGACAACACAAGGGCCGCCUGGAGUCUCGGAUGCACAUCCUGGAGGAACACAACAAACAGCUGGAGUCUCAGCUCCACCGCCUCCGACAGCUACUGCACCAGCCGGAGGUGGACUCAAGGGUAAAUGGAGUGUCGUCACCUGCGGUACAAGACCGAGGGCCAGUCACAGACAACUCGGAUGAGCUGUUGGACUCCCACAACAGCAGCUCUGACCUGGCAGAUGUAAUGGAGCAGAUUAACAACUCCUUCCCUGCAUGCAGUCCCUCAAGCCUCUCCUCGAGACCACAGGUGAUGUGAGGACCAAGCAGGACGUGUUUUUGUGUGCACAUGAGUGUGUGAGUGUGUGACUUUGUAUGUGUGUGAGUGAGAGCUGGAGGAGACAGGAUCGUUCCCUGACAAACAAACAAACAAACAAACAAACAAACCACCGACUCAUCCCAAAGACGCACAGGACUGGACAACUCAACUACUUUUACCACCUUGUCUUGUACUAUGCAAACUGUACAUUGUACUGUAGAUUGUUCCUGCAUUUGGUUCAUCAUUUGUCAGUGAUUUGUUUAGAUAAGCAGAGUUUAUGUCACAGGGCUUUGUAUAGUGAAACACGCUUCUUUUUUUUUGUUUUUCAGAGGGUGGUUUGGAAUUUGUGUUUAAGUUCUGUCUUCACUGGGAAUCAAACUGUUACACUUUUUUGUGUGUCAUUCCUCUGCUUUAAACCCUCUAGUCCCCAGUCGCUAUUGUCAGCCACAGAUUUUAAUUCCAUGUUUGGGAGCACACACAAUUCCUGAGUCACCACAUUCAGUGGCUGAAGCAAUGCUUUUGCAGAGACUGUCACAAGGGUCUGUUUUGUUUUUAAAGGUUGAUCUUGUAGCAUGCUCGAUAUCAAGUUCCCCUUUAAAUCAUCAAAAUGCCGACAGAGUUUGUGUCGACCGCGAUUUGUUAAUGUAAAGUUUACCCCCAUGUGCCUAUACAGAUUGUCCAUUCCACACGUGGAAAGACGAGAUAAGAGCUCACAUAUUAAAGUGGGACUGUGUAUAAAGAGAUAAGUUUUGAAAAAUAUAGAUUUAAAUCUAAAGUCGUUCUGAAUCUGGGUUCGUACGAGGCCCGCCAUCAUUAUGUAGAAUAGUUUUUUUUAAGGAAAAAGAUAUAUGUUCAGAAAUCAGAGGAAAGCCAUGAUUGCCUUGCUACCUCAGACUCAUAGACACAGUUUUGUUUUUGUGGUUCGUAAACUUGUUUAAAACCGUUGUGAUCAAUUACAGAACAUUUAAACAACCUGGUUUAGAAUUCUAAGCUUGAGCUUACUGUAUUUGUGUACACUGCAACGAGGAGAUACCAAGUUUCAAAGAAGAAGUCAUUACCGUAUCAUAAUGGGUCUGUGGCCUGCUGAAGUUAGCCGCUCGCUACGGCGAGUUUUACUUUAUCUGUUGUUGGUUUUUCCACUGGCCUUCUAGCACUGGUCCCUCACUGCGUUGUGUUGUUGUGCUCUAUGCUAUCCUGUAAAACUUGUGAUACUGAACAACACUACUAUAACCUCCUCUGGCUGUAGACUGAUGAUGAUGUUGGUGAUAGAUGUAACGAUUACAAUCAUGGUGAACUGUUCCAUGGCAGAACUGUGUCGCUUCUCCUGAGGUAUGUAAAAUAGAUUGACCACACUACAUGUAAUAUGGCGAUGUUGUUUUAUUCUAAAUAAAAUUUUUAUAACAAGUA
Solea senegalensis (Senegalese sole) is the source of this 4114-nucleotide messenger RNA. RefSeq names its product utrophin-like. Lineage: Eukaryota; Metazoa; Chordata; Actinopteri; Pleuronectiformes; Soleidae. Gene Ontology annotation, biological process: synaptic signaling. Gene Ontology annotation, molecular function: protein binding; zinc ion binding. Gene Ontology annotation, cellular component: plasma membrane. The record is from RefSeq and is a predicted model, not a curated record. The coding region runs from base 59 to 2707 and encodes 882 amino acids. The transcript has 23 exons.